Brugia malayi is the source of this 1362-nucleotide messenger RNA. RefSeq lists its product as uncharacterized. The record is from RefSeq and is a predicted model, not a curated record. Gene Ontology annotation, biological process: snRNA transcription by RNA polymerase III; snRNA transcription by RNA polymerase II. The transcript has 11 exons. The coding region runs from base 1 to 1362 and encodes 453 amino acids. Lineage: Eukaryota; Metazoa; Nematoda; Chromadorea; Rhabditida; Onchocercidae. Gene Ontology annotation, cellular component: snRNA-activating protein complex. Gene Ontology annotation, molecular function: sequence-specific DNA binding.
AUGCGUGGCCAAGGUACUUCGGUAAUGCCAGUAACAGCUGGAUGUCGUAAAGAUAUUGAACGUUUAUUGAAGUUGUACAAAGAGAAGGAAACACUUCGAUAUAAACCAUUCAUUGAAUUAUUUGAUAAAAUGAAAUUUGCGACAAUAUUUAUGGGUCGUAUGAGUCCUGCUGAGCUCUAUGAAUUUAGUGAAAAAUUGCUUCAAAUAGCAAUUUCAUAUGCUAUGUCAUAUCGUGAACGAAAACCAGCUGAGUAUGCCGAGGAACCAACAAUUGAUAAUGAGCCUAUGUCAUUGUCAGAUAUACAAUUCAGUAAUGAAAUGACUUUACAGGAACGAAUGUUUGGUAUAUAUCUAACAUAUGUUUUAUAUUUUGUGCAACCAGAAAGUUAUGUAGCACAAGUACGAGUUACACCUGAUCAGAUGGCUGAUUUGAUUGAUUUUAUCAGUGAGCGUUUAAUUCCGGAACGACAUAUUGAUGCAUUCGCUGCCUUAUUCAAACUUAUUAACGGAGGAGCAUUUCGUAUUUAUGCUUUUGAAAAAGAACAUAAUCCAUUACUUCAUCGUCGUUUUGAUCUAAGAGAAUUAGAUGAAGGUGGUUUAGAUGAAACGGAAUUGCAAGAACAUAGUUUUUUGAAAGCACUUGGUGAUGAUAUUGUACUCACGCAAGCAGAUAUCAUUUGCAAACGUUAUUUGGCUGCGAAAGAAAAAGUCAAUCUUCCGGUCGAUUUAAAUAUAAACUUAGUGCAAACAACAGUAUCAGAAAUUUACAACGAUAUUUUAAAAAGUACGGGAACAGAAAUGGAAGCAGAUACAUCGCCGAAAAAAGCACCUCGUCAAAAUUCGGGUCGCUUUCGCUCAGCAAUUAAAGAGAAAGCUUAUAAAUCGCAUAUAGUUCAUGCUCGACAUCGUCGAUAUCUUGUGGAUCCAUCGGUUUCAUCAACAAAUAGUGAAACGGAACAAGAGCAAAAUAUGAUAUCUGCAUCACAGAUGCUGAAAACUCUGAGACGUCGUUACUCAGCAGGUGAAUCUGAAAAAAGUAUGGAAGGUGAGGAUAUGGAUGAUGUUUUGUUAUUUUCUGGAAAAAAACAGUUAAAUGAAAGUGGAUCAUCGACUGAAGUAAAUGGAUCAAGUAAAAAAUUGAACAAGUCAUUAAAAGUAACAAAGAAAGGAUUGGGUGGAAGAAAGAGAGGAAGAAGUAAAUUGAGUAUUUCGGAAAUGUCACUUGCUGAAUUAACUCAUGAUCUCGGGCAAAGUGUUGCAGCUUUGAGUCAAGAAGAAAGAGAAAUCGAAAAUUCGAAGAAAGAAAGGAUUGCUGAUCGAUUGUUGGAAAAGCUUCAGAAAGUUCACGAAAAAAAUGACUGA